AUGCCUCAACCAUUUAUCAGUGCUGUUGAUAUGCUUGCCAAAUUGAGAUUACAGCCUUCCGGAGGCUUUCUGGGCUUCCGUGCCUACACCUUCGGACUUAAAUCCAGGUGUGCCAUCUUGUUUGCAUCCUGUCAGUCACCUACUCUGACCGUUUUAAACCAUCCGAGAGCAGACGUCGUGGAUAACAUCAUGUUGGUAGCGGACUUCUGGUUUCCGCGCCCCCUCGUCGCCAGUCGCGAUUCGAUCGGCGAGGAGGGCACCUUCAUCGCAUUCUGUCCACACGUUAUGCAUGCUGACUGCAAGGAGAAGGCUCGUCCAUCGAACAUGUAUUUCAAGUGUCCCGUCUGUCAUGCCCUCUCAAACUUUGAUCUUCCCCUCUACGGCCACGUGACAGAUGGUCUCAGCUCGGUCUGGCUGUCCCGUCAGCUGGAGGUCCACCAGAACAGCUACGAUCUGACCUCCUGGUUAAAGCGACUUCAGCGUUGGAUUGAUGAACGACCGCUGGUGGCGCCUCCUGGAAGUUCGAAAGAUCGGCAAUUAUGCCUGUUGCCUAAUGAAAGCGAACCCGAUGGGACACCCAUAAUAGCUAAUGUCUUGUGGGAGGGGUACUUAGUCAUCUCUUCGUUCCCUCAUCUCAUGCACGCUGAAUUUGGUGUGCGGAGUGCGGGCGAGGAGGAAGGACGUUCUCACAGUUGA
Dibothriocephalus latus is the source of this 696-nucleotide messenger RNA. NCBI's taxonomy places the organism in Eukaryota, Metazoa, Platyhelminthes, Cestoda, Diphyllobothriidea, Diphyllobothriidae. The record is from the annotation of a GenBank genome assembly.